GUCAUUGCUAAGGCUGCGUUCUCAUUUAGACGUGACUAUCAGCAGCAGACCUUGUGCCGAGCUUUCUUGGCCUCAGUUUCCCCUACUUUCAAACAAGAGGAGUCAUGCUGUCCUGUUUCUGGUUCUUCUCCAAGCACAUCGGCCCUGCAUUGAUGUCCCUGCCCCGUGUGCUACACAGAUGCACUGUCCCACCGUGUUUGGCAGCCAGGUAUCCUUUAGGUACCAUACCAGUCUCCCCUCGACGUCUGCUGGCCUCUGUGGCCUCCUCCCAAGGCUCUGCUGGGCCUGCCAGGGUGCGCCAGAACUUUCACCCGGACUCUGAGGCAGCCAUCAACCGCCAAAUCAACAUGGAGCUGUACGCAUCCUACGUGUACCUGUCCAUGGCCUACUACUUCUCCAGGGAUGAUGUGGCCUUGUACAACUUCUCCAAGUAUUUCCUUCGGCAGUCCCUGGAGGAGAGGGAGCAUGCAGAGAAGCUAAUGAGGCUGCAGAACCAACGCGGAGGCCGGAUCUGCCUCCAGGAUAUCAAGAAGCCAGACCAAGAUGACUGGGAGAGCGGACUGCGGGCCAUGGAAUGUGCUCUGCUCCUGGAAAAGAGCGUAAACCAGUCGCUGCUGGACCUGCAUACUCUGGCCUCAGAAAAAGGAGAUCCUCAUUUGUGCGACUUUCUGGAAACCCACUACCUGAAUGAGCAGGUGAAGUCUAUCAAAGAAUUAGGUGACCAUGUGCACAACUUAGUCACCAUGGGGGCUCCAGCUGCUGGCCUAGCGGAGUAUCUUUUUGACAAGCACACCCUUGGAAGUGAGAGCAAGCACUAAGGCAGAGGCUGCCUUUCCAGUACCCUAGUGAGUCCCAAGACCUGGAGUUAGCGGUUGCCUGCUUUCUUGCCCUUAAAAUUCAACUCUGUCUUUACAUUCUCUUUUUUGGACUAUUCUGCCAGUGUUUUGUAGAGAUAAUUUGCUCACCCCGGUAUUAACCACAGCUUUCUGCCCACGCCAAAAUACUAAUAUUUUCCCAGCCUAAAAGAUAGCCCAAAAUACUAUGGUAUAAAAAGGAUGGAAAACACAACACUGAAAUUAGAUACAAGAUCAUGCUCUUAGAAUGUUAUUAAAUGUUGUUCCUAACCAUGAACCUUAAUCGAAAUUCCAUAAUUUUCAAUUCAACAAUCUGUUCUGUAUUCGAGAUCUUAUGCACAAUGCUCAGGCAGGAAAAUAUGCAAUCUAUAAUAUAGUAUAAUAUAAUAUAAUAUAUAAAUAACCCUAAAACAGAGAAGAUGUAGAGUACUAUGAAAAUCACACGUGCAAAUUUUUUGACAACUAUUCUAUUUUCCCAGUGUGUUAUAAGAAAUGGCAAUGUAUGGAGAUGACCUGGGUUUUUUUCUUUUUAAACUUUCAUGUCAAAUUUGGCAUUAGCUACAUUGGGUAUCAGUGGUGGUAUUGGGCAGCUUAAGUGGAUUCACAUUUUAAGGGUUCUGAGAAGUCUUUUAAUUAAA
This is a messenger RNA of Mesocricetus auratus (golden hamster), 1492 nucleotides long. RefSeq names its product ferritin mitochondrial (gene Ftmt). The transcript has a single exon. Lineage: Eukaryota; Metazoa; Chordata; Mammalia; Rodentia; Cricetidae. Bases 105 to 818 code for a protein of 237 amino acids. Gene Ontology annotation, biological process: iron ion transport; intracellular iron ion homeostasis. Gene Ontology annotation, cellular component: mitochondrion; cytoplasm. The record is from RefSeq and is a predicted model, not a curated record. Gene Ontology annotation, molecular function: ferric iron binding; ferrous iron binding.